GAACCAACAAAACUAUGUAAACCAAUAAUUUUAUCCAUAGCUCCCCACCCCUCCCUAAAUGUUUUUAUUGGCUCGAGAACGCAAAGAACUUUGGGUAAAACUCCAGUUACCAAGGCGAUACAAGAUGGCGAACGGAUUGAUCCGAAGUUCAAGAAAAACUCCAACAAAGUUCGAUUUACACGGAUAUCAACCUACAUUCGAAAACGAUGGAACUCCUUGCUGUUUAAAUUGGACUGUAGAAGAUGUAGCUGAUUGGAUUGAGUACUUGGGAUUCAACCAAUAUCGAAGGCCAUUUGCGGAUAACCUUAUUAAUGGACGAAAACUCAUUGAAAUAGAUGCAUCAGCGUUGCCAAAAAUUGGAAUAAACGACUUUGAACACAUCAAGUUCAUUGCAAGGAAGAUAAGGGAAGCCCUUGGACUAGAGGAACCUUUCUGGAAUAGAAGCAUUUCAUUACGUCACAGAGAGUUGCUUGCRUUAUUUCUGGAAAGGAAGAGUAAAACUGGGGUGGAAACAGAUGCUUUAACUUUAGAGGACUUUAUUCAUGAGUUGGAAAGACAAGAAAGAUCCAAAAGAAGAGACAGUAAACAAAUUAAUAGGAGAUAGUGACAAGCAUUGAAGAAAUCAAUGAACAGGUCAGUUGUGUUAAUUUGAACACCAGUAAUGAAACCAGAACCUCAAUAUAACUAACAAGAUUUAUAUGGGAAAACUAGCUUGACAGUAAAAGCUUAAGUCAUGUCAUUUUGAAAGCUGAAACUUCAUCUACCUAAUUUAUAUAAGGCAUUCAUUUCAUGUCUGGUGUUCAGUUUAACAUCACUGCUUGUCUUAAGGUGGUAGGAUCAUGUGAGCUGUUAGUACCAAUGGUCAAUAUUAUAAUCCUUUUGUAACAAAAUCCUUGUUUCUAAUAACCACUUACAAUAAGAAUAAUCUUACAUUAAAUCCUAACGAUUUGUUUAUCAACCAACUCUCAAUCAUCAUAAAAUUUUAUUUUGUAGAAAAUGGUCUUAUAAAGCCUUACAUCUUGUUCUAGAUAGUUCAAUGAGAAAUUAAAUAAACACAUACUAUUUCAUUUGUUUUCAGCUUUAAGCUUCUUGAUAUACAAUCUUCCAACAGUGCAUAUCAAAAGGAAUGUAAUAAACAGGCUAUUCCUACUAAAAUAGGUCAUAUUGAAACAUGUUUGAGUAACCACAGUUUCUGAUAGAUCUUCCUGGCACACAUAAACCAGUAAAGGUGGAAAUUAAUAGCUUUAACUGAAUAAACAUUUCAAUAGACUA
Molecule: messenger RNA, 1272 nt
Organism: Actinia tenebrosa (Australian red waratah sea anemone)
Lineage: Eukaryota; Metazoa; Cnidaria; Anthozoa; Actiniaria; Actiniidae
Product: sterile alpha motif domain-containing protein 15-like
Molecular function (GO): protein binding
Source: RefSeq, a predicted model, not a curated record